GGCGGUAUUCACGGACACCUCGUCCACUCAUUGUUGAGCAGAUAGAGACGAAAAUGGCGGCCGCAGCACCUAUGAUACCGAUCUUUGGGCAGCAGAUUUCUAUUAAUAACGACAUGGUUCCGGACUGGACAAGAGAGGAAGUCAGCACUGGGACCACCAUCAUGGCGGUGGAGUAUGAUGGAGGAGUUGUGAUUGGAGCUGACUCUCGGACCACCACAGGAGCUUACAUCGCCAACAGAGUGACGGACAAACUGACUCGGAUCCACGACAAGAUCUACUGCUGCAGGUCUGGAUCGGCUGCAGACACUCAGGCCAUCGCUGAGGUGGUCUCCUACCAGCUGGGCUUCCACAGCAUCGAGCUGGAUGAGCCCCCCCUGGUGGAGACGGCAGCCAACCUGUUCAGAGCCAGCUGCUACCGCUACAGAGAGGAGCUGAUGGCGGGGAUCCUGGUGGCCGGCUGGGACCGCAGGAAGGGAGGACAGGUGUACUGCGUUCCUAUUGGUGGGAUGUUGGUCCGUCAGCCUGUGGCGGUGGGCGGCAGCGGCAGCACCUACGUCUACGGUUUCAUGGACUCCAACUACAAACCAGGACUAAACAAGGACCAGUGUCUGGAGCUCGCUGCGUCAGCUCUGUCUCUGGCCAUGGAGAGGGACGGCUCCAGUGGUGGCGUCAUCAGACUGGCCACCAUCUCUGAGGAGGGGGUGGAGCGUCGGGUUAUACUGGGAAACCAGCUGCCCAAGUUCUCCACUCACUGAGCAUGCUCAGUUCGUCUGUUUAUGAUGUGUUAAUAAAGGUUUCAGUCCAUCAA
Girardinichthys multiradiatus is the source of this 808-nucleotide messenger RNA. RefSeq names its product proteasome 20S subunit beta 6 (gene psmb6). The record is from RefSeq and is a predicted model, not a curated record. Gene Ontology annotation, molecular function: threonine-type endopeptidase activity. The coding region runs from base 54 to 755 and encodes 233 amino acids. Gene Ontology annotation, cellular component: proteasome core complex. NCBI's taxonomy places the organism in Eukaryota, Metazoa, Chordata, Actinopteri, Cyprinodontiformes, Goodeidae. The transcript is spliced from 7 exons.